Messenger RNA from Oncorhynchus mykiss (rainbow trout), 3657 nucleotides. RefSeq names its product galactosylgalactosylxylosylprotein 3-beta-glucuronosyltransferase 1. The record is from RefSeq and is a predicted model, not a curated record. Gene Ontology annotation, cellular component: Golgi membrane. Gene Ontology annotation, biological process: carbohydrate metabolic process; chondroitin sulfate proteoglycan biosynthetic process. Gene Ontology annotation, molecular function: galactosylgalactosylxylosylprotein 3-beta-glucuronosyltransferase activity. Lineage: Eukaryota; Metazoa; Chordata; Actinopteri; Salmoniformes; Salmonidae.
UAUAAACACAAUCACAGAUGUCUUUGUCCAAGCUGUCUGCCUCUCUCUCUCCCUCUGCCAGAUUCUAAUCACUAGCACCAGCACUGAGAGAGAUGGAGAGAGAGCAGAGAGAAAGAGGGGAGGAAGAGAGAGAAAGAGAGAGAAAGAGAGGGGAGUGAGAGCAAGCAAGAAAGCUGAGAGAGCUGAGAAAGGGGGGAGAGAGAGCAAGCAAGAGAGGGAGAGAGCUAAGAGAGAGGGAGAGAGAGCGAUAGCUGUGAAGAGAGAAUGAGCAAGAGAGAGUAUGUAUACUACAGAAUCCACUGCCUUCUCUACUAUUCCCACAUCUCUGUGCUUGUGAACUGGAGCAAGGAGUGAAUCUCAGGAGCAUGUUUUGCGGGUGUAUUUUGGGACUGUCAGCUACAAUGUUGGCAUGAAAUUAAAUGAAAAAAGGCUUUGAAUCUGUCUGUCUUGGAGGUGGAAAAGAGCUUGGAAACAUAGAAAAGCAAACUAUUUCAUAGACUGAAUUGGAUUUAACGCAACAAGGAAAAUGCUGUCAAACUGGAGUUACAAUUAAACCUUAAGGGACUGGCACUGAGGACACGACCCUGCUUCCCGUGGAUUGGAUACCUCGCGCUACCCAGAUCAGCCUGUUCAGACUCAUAGCUCCUCAGUGGGGCAAAUCACUUUGUGUAGUUCACUGGGGAAAGAGGAGGAAGCUGACUUUAUGGGUCCCUUCCAACAAGUUGGAAAUCGCAAAUUCAACAAUGAGAGGUUUGGAAGGAAUCAGUGGCUAACAGCAAGCAUUUCAAAGCAACCACUAGCCUGCUAUUCAGUGGAGUGGCUGUGUGUUUUUUUCCCCAGAGAUUCCACCUUAAAUACAGAGAAUGCCAGACUUUGAUGACAAAGUUUGAUGACAAAAUUUGCCCACAAAGGACCACCGUGCCACCUUCCUGUUUAAGUGAGCACAGCACAAGGUAAUGACGUGGCUCAGGUUUGACCCCGGAGAUGCCGAAGAGACGAGACAUUCUGGCCAUCGUGUUGAUCGUGUUGCCUUGGACGCUACUUAUCACUGUUUGGCAUCAGAGUGCCAUCACCCCUCUGCUAGCUGCUCGAAAGUGUAAAGGUCAUUCCUCAAAUUCCCCAUGUAGGGGGUUUUAUGAUGACAGACAUGAGAGUCGGCGAGACUCCCGGAACACCUUCACCCUCAAGGAGCCCUGCACCUCAGAGAACAACAAGGACAUUGUGGAGGUUGUGCGCACCGAGUACGUCUACAGCCGCCAGCCGCCCUGGUCUGAUGUCCUCGCCACCCUCCACGUCAUCACCCCAACCUACAGCCGGCCGGUCCAGAAGGCAGAGCUGACCCGUCUGGCCAACACCUUCCUCCACGUGCCCAACCUGCACUGGAUCCUGGUUGAGGACUCUCAGCGACAAACCCUGCUAGUCACCAGGCUCCUUCAGGAAACAGGCCUGAACUACACCCACCUUAAUGUGGAGACACCCAGGAACUAUAAGCUGCGUGGGGACAUGAGGGACCCCAGGAUACCCCGGGGAACCAUGCAGAGGAACCUGGCUCUGCGCUGGCUUAGAGAGACCUUCAGCCCCAACAACAGCAACAGCCAGCCUGGUAUCGUCUACUUUGCAGACGAUGAUAACACCUAUAGUCUGGAUCUGUUUGAGGAGAUGCGUUCAACAAGGAAGGUGUCUGUGUGGCCUGUAGCCUUUGUGGGCGGCCUGCGGUACGAGUCCCCUAAAGUCAAUACCCUGGGCAAGGUUUACGGCUGGAAGACUGUGUUUGACCCCAACCGACCCUUUGCCAUAGACAUGGCUGGGUUUGCGGUGAACCUCCGCCUCAUUCUCUUUAAGCCUCAGGCCUACUUCAAGCUGCGGGGAGUCAAGGGAGGAUACCAGGAGAGCAGCUUACUGCGGGAGCUGGUCACCCUCAGCGACCUGGAGCCCAAGGCUGCUAAUUGCACUAAGGUACUUGUAUGGCACACGAGGACAGAGAAGCCUGUCCUGGUGAACGAGGGAAAGAAAGGAUUUACGGACUCCAACGUGGAGAUAUAAAACUUAUUUUGGAUCACAGGUUAUAUAUGGCUGGGAUUCCAAACGGACUGGCAAAAGACAAGCUCCGGGCAAGCAGGAUCAGGGUGAAAUGUAUAUUUACUGUAAUACGACUGUAAAGGGAGUAAGACAGCCUUAUUGUUUACUACAAGCAGUACACAGCUACGUAUCAAUACAGGCAUAGAAUAUCAAAGCACAGAUUCAUGGAGGAUGGUGAUACUGUAUCUAGCUAAGCGCUUUACUGAUGCAUCAAUGGAAGACGCCCACAAGGAGCUUGCAACUUAAACAAAAGACUGUCGGCGGUUCAAACAACAGGAUGGCUUCAUACAGUGGUCAACAGGAAGCGGCCUUAACCCAGCUGACACAAACCAACAUGAUCGUAACCAGGCACUGGACCAAACUGAAUCAAUCAGAGGCCCCGAAUAGCUUUUGUCUGUUGGUGAUUAGGCUCCUUUUGUUGUGGAGCGGACUGUACUUGGGGUGCAGAACAGAGCUGGAUAAAGUAGUUCUUGUCUGACUGGAGUCAGCAUUGACUGACAGACUGAUCUGGAAAGGACAUGAACCCUUCCCACGUCCCAUUGUAAAACACUGAGCUAUUCAGACAGCUCUGCUCCCUCAAACCUAUCACUAAUUAGAACACGUCUCACACAUACACGUCUGUACACAAACAUCCGCACGCAUAUACGCACAGAGUAAUCAGUGUAGGAACAAUGAUUUAGCAUAACCCCCGUACUGUAAUGCCAGCUUUUAUUUGCUGUUGCAUCUUUUACUGAUCAUAUAACACUAUAUUAGCACUUUCAGGUCAGGGUCUGUUGUCUGUUACAGUUUCUCAAUCACGUACAAGCAUUUUUUUUAACAAUCGAUUUUCAAAACAAAGUUCACAAGACAGAACUCUGUGGCUUUUCGCAAAACAGUAAAUGGUUGCCUUACCAAAAUGUAUUUGCCUUCUCAAAUUAUAAAUACAUUAAAUCAAAACUAAAAUUGUACAUUCAAAAUUGCUAAUAAAUUGAUCAAAACAACACGACUGCCUGCAAAAAGAUGAACACAAAUAUACUUAUCUCGAGUCCAAGUAGACUCGAGAAAAAAAUCCCAGUAGAUCAAUAGAUUUUCCUUGCAGUUACUAAAUCAUGAUGAUCAAAAUUGUAAGUUCAACUAUCCAAAAGUGCAGAAUUAUGUGCAAUUACUCUCCUUUUAUGCAUAUUUCACCAAACAAUUUCAUACACAUUAAAUUAAAUAUAUUCCUGAUAAGAAACAAAAUUAGCACAUUGUGUGCAGGAUUCAUCGAUAUCAUCACAAUCCAAUUCCAUUCCAUAGUCAAUACAUAACUAUGAGCAAACCAGGCUUUGUAGACUCCAUUGGUGCACAGAAACACAAUCCAAAAUAGAAAUAAGGAAAGGUGAAUACAAUGGAAGAAUACAACUGGUAUGAAUGUAUAGGGAGGCCUCAAAGCAAAACCUCUAUAACAAUAGGGUCAGUAUCUCCUGUAAAAUCUAACACGAAACCCAAACCGGCUGCGUGCGUGCACCAUCGUGCGCCAUCGUGCAUACAUUUACUUUGUCCCCCCACACCAAACGCAAUCACGACACGCAGGUUAAAAUAUCAAAACAAACUCUGAAC